Molecule: messenger RNA, 5735 nt
Organism: Callorhinchus milii (elephant shark)
Lineage: Eukaryota; Metazoa; Chordata; Chondrichthyes; Chimaeriformes; Callorhinchidae
Product: copper-transporting ATPase 1
Exons: 23
Coding region: 359-4987 (1542 amino acids)
Biological process (GO): copper ion homeostasis; monoatomic cation transport
Cellular component (GO): membrane; trans-Golgi network; perinuclear region of cytoplasm
Molecular function (GO): P-type divalent copper transporter activity; copper ion binding; ATP hydrolysis activity
Source: RefSeq, a predicted model, not a curated record
CUGUGUGGGGGGUGGGGGGGGACUGACAGAAGUCCUAAAACUCAGACGCAAACUCCAAAUCAAUUCCAGUUUGUUGUUGAGAUGCUGUGAGGAGUUGAGGUCUCUCUCGCUGCGUUGCACUGGAAACAACUGUAAGGACAUGAAUAAGAACGAUCCCUGUGCAACGACUGACGGUGGUGACGAGACGUCCUCGAAGUGUUUUCGUGGGGAUUUACUGUAAAAUGUGCUGACUGUGUAAUUUGUAGGCGAACGUGGCAACCGAUUUGCACACAGCGAUUUAUCACAAACUGCCUUGACCAAUGUUGAGCUUGUGAAUGUUUUAUUUGAAGAGGCAGGUGUUGCAGGAGCGCCCGUCACAAUGUUGUGGCGGAGGGGAGGGGUCGGAGGAGAGGGGAGAAAUGUGACUGACACUGCAGAUCGGCUACGUACAAACAUUGGUUGGUUUAGCAAGUGUGUGUUGGACUUAUGUGAAAACCAAAGAAGAAUGGGAGGGAAGAGCAAAAUGAGCUGCAUCACCAUAUCGGUGCAGGGGAUGACCUGCAACUCCUGUGUGCAAACCAUCGAGGCAAAGAUCGGAAAAUUACAAGGCGUCCGCAAGAUACAGGUCUCGCUGGACAACCACAAUGCUGCCAUUAUGUACGAUUCGGAAUUCCAGAGCCCGGAGUCGCUGCAGGAAGCCAUCGACGACAUGGGAUUUAAGGCCACUUUGAGCGACAAUGGCACGAUCCCCGUCACUGCGGAAACCUCACUCCUCGGCCUCCCAGCCCCCUCCCCCUGCACCGGCAGAGAGUCACGCGUCCCACCUGAGGGGGGGGACGGACAGAGAUUGCUGGAUGAAAGCCCCUCGACUCCAGACUACCUCCCCACCCCGGGGACCCCCGGCCAGGAGAGCGAGGGGCUGCCCGCUGGGGAUUCUACGGCAGACGACAGGUGUUCAGCCACCGAGGAACCUGGGUUAAACCAUGGCAGCGAAAUGGUGGUGAAGAUGAGGGUGGAGGGCCUGACCUGUCACUCCUGCUGCAGCACCAUUGAGGGCAAAGUCGGGAAACUACAGGGCGUCCAGCGGAUUAAAGUUUCGCUGACGAGUCAGGAAGCCACCAUUGUAUACAAUUCCCACCUCAUCACAGCCGAGGAGCUCAGGAAUCAGAUCGAAAGCGCUGGCUUCCCCUCCACCAUCAGGAACAAGACCAAACCCCUGAAGCUGGACGUUAACAUUGGCAGCCUGGUGAACACCAACCCCCCACAGCAGGUGCUCAAGCCCAGGGCAGAGGAGGUGACCGAUUGUCUGGUGCUCUCAAUACAGGGAAUGCAUUGCAACUCCUGUGUCGUUAACAUCGAGAGUAACUUAGCAGCACUUUCUGCCGUAGAGAACGUCAAAGUCUCUCUGGAAGACAAGAGGGCUGUUCUACAGUACCGCCCUGCCCUCACCACACCAAAUGCCUUAUGUGAAGCUAUUGAGACCCUACCUCCUGGCGGCUUCAAAGUCUCGGUGGUUGACGGAUUUAGCUCCGAGGAAUUGGUGCCCUGUGCGUCAGCAACCUCACCACCACAGCCUUUGCCGCACUCCACCACCCAGCGGUGCCCGACCAGUGUGGCAGUCAUUGACAUUAAGGGGAUGACCUGCAAUUCCUGCGUGAGAUCUAUAGAGGAAACCCUCUCCAGAGGGGACGGUGUCUUGUCUGUUACGGUUUCUCUGGCGCAGAGCACAGGGACGGUGGAGUACGACCCUCUGCUCACCAAUCCUGAGGAGCUGAGGUCGGCCGUGGAUGAUAUGGGAUUCGACGCAGCUCUUCCUGUGAGCACAGAAGCAGCAGUGUUGCCGGCUGAAGUUCUCCCCCAAGUCUCCGUGAGGGACAGAAAGCUGAGGAACGGGACGUGUGAAACCUGGGCGCCCAAAAUCAAGAGCGAGGUCCAGCCGCAGGAACCCGACAACUCAGUCCUCAGCUCCGAGGCUCCGACCGCGACAAAAUGCUUCAUCCAAGUCAACGGCAUGACCUGCGCCUCCUGCGUGGCCAACAUCGAGAGGAACCUCAAGCGGGAAAACGGUAUCUAUUCUGUGCUGGUGGCUCUGAUGGCGGGGAAAGCUGAGGUACGGUACAACCCAGCCGUCGUGAAGCCCCCAGACAUUGCCGAGUUCAUCAAGGAGCUGGGCUUUGGUGCCUCUGUGUUGGAGGAUUACGAUGGGUCAGACGGUCAUUUGGAGCUUAUUGUCCGAGGCAUGACCUGCGCCUCGUGUGUCCAUAAUAUUGAAUCGACGCUCAUGAAAACCAAAGGUAUAUUGUAUACAUCCGUAGCUCUUGCAACCAACAAAGCCCACAUCAAGUUUGACCCGGAGUCCAUUGGCCCUCGCGAUGUGAUCAAGUGUAUUGCGAAUCUCGGCUACGAGGCUUCCUUAGUCAAAAGAGAUCGCUCCACGAGUCACCUGGACCACAGGGAAGAAAUCCGCCGAUGGAGACGAUCCUUUGUGAUCAGCCUGGUGUUCUGUGUGCCCGUGAUGAGCAUGAUGAUUUACAUGAUGAUUGUGGACCACGUCUUCUACAGCCACCACUACAACAACGCCAGUGCCGGGGAGCUGGAGAAGCACCACUCCUCCAUGUUCCUGGAGCGCCAGAUCCUCCCUGGGCUCUCGGUUAUGAACCUGCUAUCGUUCGUGCUCUGCCUGCCCGUCCAGGUUGUCGGAGGCUGGUACUUCUACAUCCAGGCCUAUAAUGCGGUGAAGCACAAGACUGCGAACAUGGAUGUCCUGAUUGUUCUGGCCACGACGGUGGCCUUUGUUUACUCCUGUGUGGUCCUGGCUGUUGCUAUAGUGGAACAGGCCAAGGUGAACCCCAUCACUUUCUUCGACACCCCACCGAUGCUGUUCGUCUUCAUCGGCCUGGGGAGGUGGCUCGAACACAUCGCCAAGAGCAAAACGUCUGAGGCGCUAGCGAAGCUGAUGUCCUUACAAGCCACCGAGGCCACUAUAGUGACUCUGGGCCGUAACAGAUCUAUUCUCAGUGAGGAGCAGAUCGAUGUUGAGUUGGUGCAGCGAGGGGACAUUGUCAAGGUGGUCCCGGGAGGCAAAUUCCCUGUCGACGGCAGAGUGAUCGAAGGAUAUUCAAUGGCUGAUGAAUCCCUGAUCACUGGGGAAGCCAUGCCGGUGACUAAGAAACUAGAUAGCAUUGUCAUCGCCGGCUCCAUCAACCAGCACGGAGCCUUGUUGAUCGAAGCCACUCACGUCGGGUCAGACACCACCCUCUCCCAGAUUGUCAAACUGGUGGAAGAGGCGCAAACCUCCAAGGCUCCCAUCCAGCAGUUUGCCGACAAGUUGAGCGGUUACUUCGUGCCGCUUAUCGUUGGUGUCUCGAUCGUCACCCUGAUCGCCUGGAUCAUCAUCGGCUUUCUAAAGUUCGACCUCGUGGAGAUGUACGUGCCCGGUUACAACAGGAACCUGUCUCACCCGGAGGUGAUUAUCCGCUUUGCCUUCCAGGCCUCCAUCACAGUGCUGUGCAUUGCCUGCCCCUGCUCCCUGGGCUUGGCAACGCCCACCGCUGUGAUGGUGGGUACUGGGGUAGGGGCACAGAAUGGCAUCCUUAUUAAAGGAGGGGAGCCCUUGGAAAUGGCACACAAGAUUAACACGGUGGUGUUUGACAAGACGGGGACAGUGACCCACGGAACGCCUGUUGUGAUGAAGCUGGAGAUGCUGACGGAGAGUAACCGCAUGCCUCGCACCAGGCUGCUGGCUGUGAUCGGCACCGCGGAGACCAGCAGCGAGCACCCUCUGGGGGUGGCUGUGACCAAGUACUGUAAGCAGCAAUUGGGGUUAGAAAUCCUCGGCUCUUGUUCGGAAUUUCAAGCUGUCCCGGGCUGCGGAAUCAAGUGUAAAGUCUCCAACUUGGAGUCGGUGCUGAACCGGAGCAGUCGGAGUGCAGAGGAGCGCGUCGAGGGGAACUCUAUGCUGAUUCAGAUCGACGAGCGGAGCUGUGGAGACGCCUCACCACAACAGCUCACCAAGGAGUCCGCAGGGGCUGGUGAUUCGCUGGCCUAUCUGGUGCUGAUUGGGAACCGCGAGUGGAUGAAGAGGAACGGGCUGCACGUCAGCGGGGAGGUGGACGACGCCAUGAUUGAGCAUGAGAGUCAGGGGCACACGGCCAUCCUCAUCGCUGUGGACGGAGUGCUGUUCGGAAUGAUAGCCAUCGCAGAUACUGUGAAGCCAGAGGCAGAGCUGGCUGUCUACACGCUGAUCAGCAUGGGUCUGGAGGUGGUUCUGAUGACUGGAGACAACAGUAAGACAGCCAGAGCCAUUGCUGCUCAGGUAGGAGUGACCAAGGUGUUCGCUGAAGUCCUGCCCUCACACAAGGUGGCGAAGGUGGCCCAGCUGCAGAAGGAGGGGAAGGUGGUGGCGAUGGUGGGAGACGGAGUCAAUGACUCCCCGGCACUGGCCAUGGCUGACGUGGGCAUCGCCAUCGGCACCGGCACAGAUGUGGCCAUCGAAGCCGCUGACGUGGUAUUGAUCCGAAAUGACCUCCUGGAUGUGGUGGCCAGCGUUCACUUGUCCAAAAAGACCGUCAGACGAAUCCGGAUAAAUUUUGUGUUUGCUUUAAUCUACAAUAUUAUUGGUGUUCCUAUUGCUGCUGGGGUCUUCCUGCCAGUGGGGCUGGUCCUGCAGCCGUGGAUGGGUUCGGCAGCGAUGGCAGCCUCGUCUGUUUCGGUGGUGGUCUCCUCGCUCCUCCUAAAGCUUUACAAGAAACCCGACCCCGCGAAGCUCGAGCACCGAGCACGGCACCGCCUGAAACACAGGUCUCUGUCGGAGAUCAGCGUGCACAUCGGGAUGGGCGAGAGCAAGCGUGAGUCCCCGAAGCUCAGCCUGCUGGACCGCUUCGUGCACUACAGCCGAGCCUCCAUCAACUCUCUGCGCUCGGAGAAGCGCUCCGGCACCAACAUCCCACUGCAGGAAGCGGACCGUCACACUCUGCUCCUGGGCAGGGACGAGGAGGAUGUAGUCUGAGCCGCAGCCCCGACACGCACGCCAUCGUCAAACCUCAGGCUUCGUCUCCUCUCUCCGACACCCGGGACUGGUGUAGGAUACAGGUGUGAACGGGCAGAGGGUGGGAGCGGAUCAGUGCUUCUCUCCGAGCCUGCGCAACACUAACAACUUCAUAUAUAUUUUGGACCUUUUACCUGCAUCCCCAGGAGGGUAAAGAGGGCUAGAUGUUAGUUUUCUCUUCUCUCUUAUCUUCUCUCACACUGAGCCAACCUGGUAACGCAAACCAGGAACUGGUGACAUUGCCCAACCAAAGUAACUGGACUCCUGACCAACUCCUGACCUCUUGGGGUCGGUUAAUGCUACUUUAGUGACCCAACCACUGGGUGUCGCAAUUUGUCCUUUAGUCCUUUGCUGCCCAGUUAGGACAAAACUCUGGCUCUUGAGGGCAGGGAUCAACGUUUCAUAGGAACAAAGGUACAGGAGGAGGCCAUUCGGCCCAUCGAGCCUGUUCUGCCAUUUUAGUAGAUCUUUUAGUCCCAUUUCCCCAUCUUUUCCCCAACAUCGCUGACUCCGCAAGUCUCUAAAUAUCUCUCCAUUGUGAACACUCUGCAACCUUCGUAACUUGUGCUUUCCUCUCUCUUACUGCCUUCUGCACGAAGAAAUCUAGACUUUCCCAAAUUAUUCCUGUCCUUUCAUUAGUUUUCUCUUUCUAUUUGAGCCUCUGUGUGUGUGUGUGUGUGUGUGUGUGUGUGUGUGUGUGUGUGAAACU